AUGAGGAACCAUUUCGGAACCAAGGACAGAAAGCAGAAGAAGAAGGUUGUCAUCAAAGACCCAGUGGAAAUGGCUGUGGAUGACUGUAGGAUGAGGCUCAAUAUUAUACUGGACUUGGUCAAGCCAGGAUUGGUUGGGAAAAAGCCAAUGUCUCCCAUGAUAUUUGCAGAAGUUCCCCAGCAGAAUAACCUGAGGGAUUGUGGGGUGCACUGCAUGAUGUGGCUGAGAAGAUGGGAACCUGGUGUGACCCUUACCUACACAGAGGAAGAAGUUGCUGGCUUUCGUCGUGACCUGACAUGGUGGUUGGUGAAUCAUGAACAGAAUGAAAAACGUGACGAGGCAUUGGCCCUUAUUCGACGACCACAACCAACCAAGAGCACAAAGUCCAAGAAAAGGCGUCGGUCUUAG
Neltuma alba is the source of this 408-nucleotide messenger RNA. RefSeq lists its product as uncharacterized. The coding region runs from base 1 to 408 and encodes 135 amino acids. Lineage: Eukaryota; Viridiplantae; Streptophyta; Magnoliopsida; Fabales; Fabaceae. The record is from RefSeq and is a predicted model, not a curated record. The transcript is spliced from 3 exons.